Messenger RNA from Malania oleifera, 2997 nucleotides. RefSeq names its product phosphatidylinositol 4-kinase gamma 7-like. The transcript has 2 exons. Bases 779 to 2707 code for a protein of 642 amino acids. The record is from RefSeq and is a predicted model, not a curated record. Lineage: Eukaryota; Viridiplantae; Streptophyta; Magnoliopsida; Santalales; Ximeniaceae.
GAGAUCGAGGGCAUUUUCGUCCGUUGACGAUCUGCUGGGGCGCAUAAAACUAGAACCACUCCCUCCCCAUUCGCCCAGACUACCUGUUUGACGGUGACCACGGCCACGUCAUUAUCCAAUCCCUUAUCUCCACGUCACCACUCACAGCCCUUUUAGACCCCCACUGGGGCUCGAUCCGGCGGCCUGGAUAGCCUCCCUCUCCCCUCAUCCUGCGGCUCCCAUCCCCUGUUCUAGACUCUUCCAUUGAAUCUUCCCGCAGACCACAGGGAACACGAGAGAGGAAGAAGAAGAACAACCGCCGGGGUUUCGUUCCUAAUCCUACCUUGGAGUUCUUGGACAUUCGAAAAACCUCCGAGGCCGAGCGCCGGAGGUUUUCGAACGCUCUGAUCUCGCGGACUCGUUCAAUUGGCCCUCUGAAUCUUCGUGAUCUUCGAGGUUUGGUUGGCAGCCGCGGUGUUUCGAGGUGUUCUUCGGGCGGUGCGGUCAGAUCUCGCUUUCUGAUUCUCGUCUUGGGGUACUGUGGUGUUUCUAAAUGGCUUCUUAAGUGCAGCAUCAACCUGCGCAUUUUUUGAUGUUUCCCCCCUUGAGAGUUGCAAGCGUGAUCUGACAAUCUGCUUUGUUUUGAUGAUAGCUUGGGAAUUAUUGUUCACUUUUCUCAUUCAGUUACUGUCGGCUUUCAAGUUUGGUGCCUGCUUGAGAGAGGGGAAGAAGCUCUCUUCCGCUGUCUCCACCACUGCUGUUGCAGGCUUUGAAGGUCAUUCUUUGCUCCCAUCCUUUGAUGUCUCCUAAUUUGGACAGCCCUGUUCAGACUCAGAUGGCAGUAGCAGUAUUUAAAAGCCCCCUUACCAGCGAGUGCCAUGGAAACAAUAGAGUGGGAGGAAAACAACCUGCAGGAAGGAGACGGGUUUUUGUGCAAACUGAAACUGGUUGCGUGUUGGGGAUGGAGUUGGACCGGGGUGACAAUGCUCAUACUGUAAAGAGGAGGUUGCAGCUUGCACUUAAUGUCCCCACGGAAGAGAGUUCCUUGACUUUUGGGGAUAUGAUUUUGAAGAAUGAUCUUAGUGCUGUUCGAAAUGAUUCUGCCCUUCUUCUAACUCGGAACUUGAUGCAUAGGAGCUCAUCAACUCCAUGCCUCUCGCCUACCGGAAAAGAAGUUCAGCAUAGAGAUUGGAGUGGUCCUAUUGAAAUAUUAGGGCACUCUAGUCGCUUUGAUAGGGCAAACGAUCUGGUGAGGGACAUUGUGAAGGCCAUGAGGAAGGGGGUUGAUCCGAUCCCUGUUCACAGUGGGCUUGGAGGUGCAUAUUAUUUUAGAAAUAGCAGAGGCGAGAGUGUUGCCAUUGUGAAGCCAACAGAUGAAGAACCUUUUGCGCCAAACAAUCCUAAAGGCUUUGUGGGCAAAGCGCUCGGGCAACCAGGUCUGAAACGUUCAGUUCGAGUUGGGGAGACAGGGUUUAGAGAAGUUGCAGCUUAUCUUCUCGACUAUAAUCACUUCGCUAAUGUGCCUCCCACUGCACUGGUGAAGGUUACCCAUUCUAUCUUUAAUGUCAAUGAAGGGGUGGAUGGGAUAAAGCCUCACAGGAAGAAGCAGGUUAGCAAGAUUGCAUCUUUUCAGAAGUUCAUUCCUCAUGAUUUUGAUGCUAGUGACCAUGGGACCUCAAGCUUCCCAGUUUCUGCUGUGCAUCGCAUAGGAAUAUUAGACAUUAGGAUUUUUAACACGGACAGGCAUGCUGGGAAUCUUUUAGUUAGAAGGCUUGAUGGUGUUGGGAGGUUUGGUCAAGUCGAACUCAUUCCAAUUGAUCAUGGCCUUUGUCUGCCAGAAAGUUUGGAAGACCCGUACUUUGAGUGGAUCCAUUGGCCGCAGGCUUCAAUUCCAUUCUCAGAGGAUGAGCGUGAAUACAUUAAAAAUCUUGAUCCUCUUCGGGAUUCUGAGAUGUUGCGGAAGGAGCUCCCGAUGAUUCGAGAGGCCUGCCUUCGCAUACUGGUUCUCUGCACAAUUUUCCUCAAGGAAGCUGCUGACUUUGGUCUUUGUCUUGCCGAGAUUGGUGAGAUGAUGACAAGGGAAUUUCGUGCUGGUGAGGAAGAGCCAAGUGAACUUGAGGUCGUAUGCAUGGAAGCUAGAAGGCUGAUAGCAGAGAGGGACCUCUUAUCCCCCAAGUCUGAAGCUGGAGAAGAGGACUUCCAAUUCUGUAUAGACUGUGAGGAAUUGGACUUUUCACCUAAGAUGGCAGCAGAAGAUUUCAUGGUUAGACCUCCGUUCCAUUUGGGAUUUGGAAGUGGAAAUGGUCGAAAUCCUCUCUCUAAACUAAAUGAAACAAUUGAAGAAGAGGAAGAGGAAGAGGAAGAGGAGGAAAGUGAAGAAGAAGUGCAACUUGGGUUUGGAGGUUUUCUAGAUCCUGAAAAGAUGGAAAUGGUUUCAAAACUAUCCAUGUCACUCAAGAAUACCAGCUUAGGAGAGAAGAGCCUAAAAUUCCAGGGUUUGAAACCAAUUAAUGGUUACCUUGGAAGUUCAUCAUCUGGGCACAGGAGUGCAAAUGAGCAGCUUCCUGCAAGCGUGAACUUUGUGAAAGUGGCAGACAUGACUGAGGAUGAAUGGGCCUUGUUUCUAGACAAGUUCCAGGAGCUGCUAAAAUCGGCAUUUGCUAAUCGUAAAUCCGAGAUGCAGUGCCAGAGGCAAAGGCUGAGGCUUGGGACGUCAUGCCAAUUUUGAGAUACAUAUGCUGGCUUGGAAGUACUGAAGAUGAGUAAGAGUUUGCAGGUUUGUGGGAGUGAAUGAUUCUUAGGGUGUAGCGGUUUUUCCCUUGGGAGGAAGUUGUAGUAGGGAACAGCAGUAGACAGAAGUGCUGUAAAUAUUCUUUGAGGCAGUCCAGUGAGCGAAGGCCAAGUAGAAUUAGUUGUAUUUCUUCAUAUGUUUUGUGUUUUUUCUCACUCCUUAUGGACUUGUUUGAUAAAUAAUCUCUGUAGAAUGAAAUUUUAAGAGAAUCUUAUGUAAAUAUUAAA